Pungitius pungitius (ninespine stickleback) is the source of this 4426-nucleotide messenger RNA. RefSeq names its product fibronectin leucine rich transmembrane protein 1a (gene flrt1a). The transcript has 3 exons. Gene Ontology annotation, molecular function: protein binding. Bases 364 to 2421 code for a protein of 685 amino acids. The record is from RefSeq and is a predicted model, not a curated record. Lineage: Eukaryota; Metazoa; Chordata; Actinopteri; Perciformes; Gasterosteidae.
CCCAUCCCCGCGCUCACACACACACACUAAAGGAGGCGGCCAAAUGCGAGGGACAUUGCAUCAAAGAACCGAGAGAAAUCCGUGAACUGAAGCCAGUGGUGACAACUGAGCGACGCACAAGCUGAACACAAAAAACCCCGGAGAAAGAACUGUUCCUGAAACGAGCGACCACGCAGCCGAGCUGCUGGAGAAGAUACAGUUUGCAGACUUUGAGGGAAUCGUGUCGGGAAGAUUAGUGCAAAUGGUGCCUCGGCACCAUCUUUCCUGGCAACCCCACAUCGAAAAGGUGGAGGUCACAGGAUUCCAGCUCACGGCAACGAUUUGAGGAUUAAGAAAACACGUUGAAAACAGUGACCGGUGCUUAUGUUCACCAUAAUGGCCCCUGUAGGUGUGGCUAGGCUGCGGGCCCGACUCUUUCUGCUGUUUCUUUGCUUGACGCUACGUGCCGGCAUGCAUCAGCUCGCUACAGCCACGAUACAAGGGUACAUAGGGGACAGGGACAUGAUAUGCCCAUCUGUAUGCCGGUGUGAUGAGGACUUCAUCUACUGUAAUGAUCGUGGGCUGAGCUUCAUCCCUUCACUGCCUCCUUCGGCGUCCGUUCUCUACCUUCAGAACAACCAGAUAAACAACCCUGGUUUGCCCACCUCCUUGGAACGCCAGCUUGCCAUCCGUGUCGUUUACCUGUAUGAUAAUGAACUGGAUGAAUUUCCUGUUCACCUGCCACCAUCCAUUCGUGAACUGCAUUUGCAGGACAACAACAUACGCACUAUUCCCCGUAGUGCGCUGGCUCGGAUGCCCUUGCUAGAGAAGCUCCACUUGGAUGACAAUUCAAUUUCCACUGUCAGCAUUGAGGACCAGGCCUUUGCUGACAACCCACGGUUGCGCCUACUUUUUCUUUCACGCAACCACCUGUCCAGUAUCCCCUCAGGACUGCCUGCCUCACUGGAAGAACUCCGUCUGGAUGACAACAGAAUCUCCACUAUCCCAACCCACGCCUUCCGAGGCCUGGCCUCACUUAGAUGUCUUGUCCUAGAUGGGAACCUUUUGGCAAACCAGCGCAUUGCCGAUGAUACAUUUUCCCGCCUUUCCAACUUAACCGAGUUGUCCCUAGUCCGUAACUCCCUCCAGACCCCACCUGUUUAUCUGCCCAGCGCCCAUCUGCAGCGCCUGUCUCUACAGGAGAAUGCCCUAACUCAUAUGCCACGUGGUUCCUUGGAUGGUAUGCGGAGGCUGCUGAGGCUGGACCUGUCGGGAAACAACUUGACCACGCUGCCUAGGGGAUUGUUCAAAGACCUGGACAGCCUGGGCCAACUGCUGGUGCGAGGCAAUCCUUGGCAUUGUGGAUGCAACCUGCGUUGGCUGUAUGACUGGCUGCGUGCCCGUGGCAACUCCAUCACAGUUCGAGGUCUCACUUGCCAUGGGCCUGAAAGGGUGCGAGACAUGGCUUUGAUAGACCUGGACAGCGAGAUGGAAGAGUGUGAAGUGGUAAGGACAGCAGGGACCAGAGACCGAGUGGGAGGAGGGGGAGUCGAUAGCGCUACGACUCACACCCCUCCACAGGGCUCCCUCUUCACCCUCCGGUCAAAGCGACCAGGUCUGGGGCUUCCUGACUCUGGCUUGGACUACACUCUUAGCAGCAGCGGUGUGGGGAAGAGCCUGGCCCUCAACGUGAAGCCCGUCUCUCACAACAGUGUCCGUGUUACCUGGAGCGUGGCCCAGCCAAGCUCCUCCUUCAGGCUAAGCUGGCUCCGACUGGGCACUGGGAGCACCAUGGGAUCCAUCACUGAGACGCUGGUGCCGGGCGACCGUCGAGAAUACUUUCUUAAUUCCCUCCAACCACGCUCCAGCUACAUCAUCUGCAUGGUGCCCCUCGCGACAAGUUCAGAAAGCAAAGGCGGGAUUUCUGGAGAUCCAGACUCUGAUGAAGCUCAUGUGUGUGCUAAGGCUGAGACGUCUGACCUCACCCCUUUGGAGGAAGAAGAGAAUGAAGACUCAAAGCACAUGACAGUCCUGGCUCUGGCAGCGAUUAUUGGUGGGGCUACCAUCAUUGUAUCUUUGGCUCUUAUUUUUUGCAUCUUUUGUUGGUAUGGACACAGGACUGGUCAUUUGUGCUCACGGGACCACUACACUCGCAGCAACUCCCGGAAAAACAAGACCUAUGAUGACUACAUUGAGUCCGGCACCAAAAAGGACAACACCAUAUUGGAGAUCCGUAGUCCGGGGUUCCAGAUGACACCUAUGACAGCUUGCCCACCAAUGCAGCCAAAACCUCUACGAGAGGAUUAUAUCAUUCAUACCAUAUUCCCCUCCAAUGGCACCGGCGUGUACAAAGGUGACAACCAUGUGUCUAAUGCAGGACAUGGCACCAACCGCGGCUAUAGAGAAGGAGGUAUCCCAGAUGUAGACUACUGUUACACAUGAGGUACAACACCAGAUCCUAUUCACAGUGUUAUUGGUAAGCUGUAUAGAUGCACAAUUUCCCUUCGCAUGGACACUUCUGAAGCACCCUUCUGUGCCUUCUUUUUCUGGUCUCCCAUUCCAAAACAACUGCUGUUCACUGCAAUGGAAGUACUGUAUGUGAUUGACUGGAGCUGCAACCAUGUGAGAAUAGUUCACUGCAGGAAGCAUCGGCCAGUGCCCCAGGUGUAAAUGCACAGCUGACGGUUUCUUUCCCAUCUUAGUAAUGGACUGUGUUUGUUUUCUUCUCUGCUCUCUCCGUGUGACAUGUAAACAAAGAAUGUAUACACCAUGAAGAGAUCAAACCUAGCAACAGUGCAAAGUUCAGAAUUCCUGUUUCAAACACGGAAACCACAUCAGCCAACUCAAAAUGGAUUAAGACAUACUUUUGUUACUCUUUCCCUGCUCAGCCAUCAUACACAUUAUGUAGUCUUAUCAAGUCAUUGUUCCGAAUGCCUCAACUAUAUUGAUGUGCCCUACCAGCUAUCCAAGGAAAGGGCUUUGUAAAGCUGUGAAUUGUUCUAUUUCAAACAACCCAAUAACCACUUGUCUUAAAGUAGGCUUGUUAUUACCUUGUUCAGUUGUUGGCAGGGUGAAGGUUUUAUCAUGGCUGGUCGGCCUUGGUUAUACCUCUUGAAAUCAUUCACCUAAGGUCAGUAUUGUAGUGCUAUAUCAGACAAGAUGCAGCACAAGCGUGUAGAUAAUAUGCGUAGAAAACCGACUGGGCUGUGUUGAAAAAUGCUUUGCUAUUUUUUCUUGUUGUUUGUUUUAGUAAUCAAAUCCUGCACAGCUCUUUUUAUUUAUUUUUAUUUUUUCUAACGUGAUGAUUUGUGAUUUCGUCUUUGUUGAAAUAGUUUUUUUAUGAUUUUGACCCCUACUGAUGAAACCCGGCUACGAUAUAUUAAGGCAGUGGAAUUGUUUCAUCAACAAAAAAAAAUUAGACCCCUCCCGAAGACUAGCACGUCGGUCCACUGAGACGGUUUCGACUAGCUCAAGCCCUUCUCUGCUCUUUUGUGCCUCUGUGCUUAGCCUGGGACUAUAGUUGGAAAACUUUGCUUACAAAAUGCUUCCUCCACAUCUUAAAGGCGCUCACAGAGAAUCAAGACUGGAUAAAUGACUAAUGUGGAGCUUCCCAUGUGAGGCAGACUCUUGUGAGUGAACCUCAAAAUGAGGGCAAGAACUGUGGGUGAAACUGAUGAGAUUCAAACCGCAACACUGUUGACCUGCACUGUGGAGCAGUGGCAUAGCUGCAGGAGGGUGGGUGGACUGUUAGGGCUGUUUGAAGGUGGGGGGGGACUGAGAUGAUUUCAUUGGUGUUUGCUUUAGGAAUGGUAAACGGCCUCCGCUCAUUCCACGACUUUUAUUACAGGGCAGCACUAAAAAUGUUAAUGUAUUAGCACUUAGCAGAGGAACAGCAAUACAUGUAACGACAGCCACAGAGUGAGACGGGAGCAAAGGAAACAUCUCCAGGCACUGACAGAGAUGGAUAAUAGAUGGCUUUGGCGCAGUGGAGUUCACUCAUGCAUAAAUCUGUUUGUCAUACUCAGCUUCUACCCUUGGGUCUAAUAUUGUCCAUCAGUUGUUUACCACUGUGUUGCUUUCAAAGGGGAAACCAAUUGUGCUUCCUUGACUGUUCUGUCUACCGGAGGUUUACGCUGGUGUCAGAUAAUGCGUCAGUGGAAUGUAUAUUUUAACGUGCACCCAAACUCACUGGAUAUAACAUCCUACUGACCUGGCUAGUUUUGGGGAAUGUUGAUAUAGUGUAAUUGCUAUUUUACAUUGGGUCAAAUCAAGAGACGUACUUCAUCAUUUGUAUAAAUAAAACCAUGGCCAGCUACAUAAAUAUUUUUUCUGGUGAAAUUAUAGAAAGUAAAAAAUAGAAGAAGAAAGUAUUAUGUGAGAUAUGUGUGGAAUUUGCUUUAUGAAUUCAUCUUCAGAGGGAUCAAUAAAAAGUUUUAUAAUCUUGUUA